Messenger RNA from Lithohypha guttulata, 924 nucleotides. It is a transcript of the gene MTR3, whose product is annotated as 3'-5'-exoribonuclease. The record is from RefSeq and is a predicted model, not a curated record. The coding region runs from base 1 to 924 and encodes 307 amino acids. The transcript is spliced from 2 exons. Gene Ontology annotation, cellular component: nuclear exosome (RNase complex); cytoplasmic exosome (RNase complex); nucleolus. NCBI's taxonomy places the organism in Eukaryota, Fungi, Ascomycota, Eurotiomycetes, Chaetothyriales, Trichomeriaceae. Gene Ontology annotation, biological process: rRNA catabolic process; U4 snRNA 3'-end processing; poly(A)-dependent snoRNA 3'-end processing.
AUGAGCGACCGGAGGCGCAUUAAUGGUCCAGCAAGUGGCACCCAGCCAGCUCUCUUCCAACACGAAUCCAGAACUAUCGCACAACCUCAUCGAUCUCGCAAACCCAAUGAGCUGAGACGACUAUUCUUGCAGACAGGCCUCGUUCCUGCUGCUUCAGGAUCGGCAUACCUCGAGCUGGAAGCCCCUAGAGGAAACAAAUCAUUCGUCCCUACGACUUCCACUAUUAAGCUCUCCUGUGCUAUCCAAGGACCAAAACCUUUAUCCCGAAACGCGCAUUUCUCACCCAAUCUUCAUCUGACUGCUUCGGUCAAGUUUGCUCCCUUUGCAACGAGAAAGAGACGUGGUUAUCUGCGUGACAACGUGGAGCGGGAUUUGGGCAGUCACUUGCAGAAUGCAUUAAAUGGUGUAAUAAUCCCAGACAGAUACCCAAAAAGCGCUCUAGAGGUUGCCGUGACAGUACUCGAAGGAGAGGAAGACUGCCUGUGGAACGAAGACCAAGGGCAGGAGAAGGGCGUGGGUGGCAUAGGUUUGAUGAACGUCCUAGCUGCAAGCAUUAACGUCGCGGUAGCUGCUUUGGUCGACGCAAAGAUAGACUGCUUGGAUAUGUUAAGUGCUGGUGUGGCUGCACAAGAGCUUUCUACAGAGCUACUGGAUCCAUGUCCAUCCGAGCAUGAAGAGCUCUCGUCUGCAUGUGUGGUUGGUUAUCUACCUAACAGAGAUGAGUUGGUUGAAGUCUGGUGCAAGUCGACGAUUGGAAAAGUCUCGGACAGUACCUCGGAAGACCUCAUCAACGCUGCCACUAAAGCGGCUAGAGGCACCUAUAAGGUACUGACAGAAGUGAUCAAGGAGUCCUUAGAGCAGAAAUCAAAGCUAGAAACUGCCAUCUCGAAAGAGGUUCCAGCUGAUGAUUCAAUGAAGACAUGA